AAGACACAAGAUCAACAGAGAAGAAAGAAGAAGAAGAUAGAAAAAUAGAAGCGAAAGUUUUUCUCAUUGUAGUUUUCAUUUCAUCACUCCACUGCAUGAUAGAAGAAAAGAGUUUACCAAUAAUGGCUCACCAAGUCUCUUCAGAUCAUAUUCCUUCCUUUAAUGAUGAUGAGAGAAUUCCACUUCCACCAUCACAAGAAGAGACUAAGUCUGCCGGUGAUGAUCACGUCGAAAGACGGCUUUCAUCACCGAAAACCCGACAAGAAGACAAUAUUGAAGGAAAUAAUGCUUUACAAGACGUGGGAUGUUCUUCCUAUUCUCCUUCUUCUUCUUCAUUCUUGCCUUGUAAAGAAGUACCGAGUAGUGCUACUUCUUGUGAGGCUUCAAUGGAAGAGGAUAAUGAGAGAGAGAGGCUGAAGAGACAUCGGAUUGAGGUGGCGGGUCGGGUUUGGAUUCCGGAUAUUUGGGGUCAGGAGGAUCUGUUGAAGGAUUGGAUUGAUUGUUCUGCGUUUGAUGCUUGUCUUGUGCCUAAAGAAAUCAUGUCUGCUAGAGAAGCUUUGGUUGAAGAAGGAAGAAGAGCAACAUCCGGUCGACUAAGAAUAGAGAACAGGGAAGCUUAUAGAUCGAAUGCGAACCAAAAGAAAACGAAAAUCGGCGAGUGAGGAGCCAUAAUGAG
Molecule: messenger RNA, 676 nt
Organism: Morus notabilis
Lineage: Eukaryota; Viridiplantae; Streptophyta; Magnoliopsida; Rosales; Moraceae
Product: protein BIC1
Exons: 2
Coding region: 96-662 (188 amino acids)
Biological process (GO): blue light signaling pathway
Source: RefSeq, a predicted model, not a curated record